Messenger RNA from Elephantulus edwardii (Cape elephant shrew), 1152 nucleotides. RefSeq names its product growth hormone secretagogue receptor (gene GHSR). The record is from RefSeq and is a predicted model, not a curated record. Gene Ontology annotation, biological process: G protein-coupled receptor signaling pathway; hormone-mediated signaling pathway. The coding region runs from base 45 to 1145 and encodes 366 amino acids. Gene Ontology annotation, cellular component: plasma membrane. Lineage: Eukaryota; Metazoa; Chordata; Mammalia; Macroscelidea; Macroscelididae. Gene Ontology annotation, molecular function: growth hormone secretagogue receptor activity. The transcript is spliced from 2 exons.
AGCCGCCUCCCGGAGCCCCGGGCCCAGAAAGCCGAGGGGGCAGCAUGUGGAACACGACACCGAGCGAGCGGCCGGGCGCCAACCUCACGCGGGCCGCCCUGGACUGGGACGCGCUCCCCAGCAACGGCUCGCUGGCCGACGAGCUGGCGCAGCUCUUCCCCGCGCCCCUGCUGGCCGGGGUCACAGCCACCUGCGUGGCGCUCUUCGCGGUGGGCGUCGCGGGCAACGUGCUCACCAUGCUGGUGGUGUCGCGCUUCCGGGAGCUGCGCACCACCACCAACCUCUACCUGUCCAGCAUGGCCUUCUCCGACCUGCUCAUCUUCCUGUGUAUGCCGCUCGACCUCGUGCGCCUCUGGCAGUACCGGCCCUGGAACUUCGGCGACCUGCUCUGCAAACUCUUCCAGUUCGUCAGCGAGAGCUGCACCUACGCCACGGUGCUCACCAUCACGGCGCUCAGCGUCGAGCGCUACUUCGCCAUCUGCUUCCCGCUGCGCGCCAAGGUGGCGGUCACCAAGGGCCGCGUGAAGCUGCUGCUCCUGCUCAUCUGGGCCGUGGCCUUCGGCAGCGCUGGCCCCAUCUUCGUGCUGGUCGGCGUGGAGCACGAGAACGGCACCGACCCGCGCGCCACCAACGAGUGCCGCCCCACCGAGUUCGCCGUGCGCUCGGGGCUGCUCACCGUCAUGGUGUGGGUGUCCAGCGUCUUCUUCUUCCUGCCCGUCUUCUGCCUCACGGUGCUCUACAGCCUCAUCGGCAGGAAGCUGUGGCGGCGGCGGAGCGGCGAGGCGCCGGUGCGCGCCUCGCUCCGGGACCGGAACCACAAGCAAACCGUGAAGAUGCUGGCUGUCGUGGUGUUCGCCUUCAUCCUCUGCUGGUUGCCCUUCCACGUGGGAAGAUACUUAUUUUCCAAGUCCUUUGAUCCCGGCUCCCUGGAGAUUGCCCAGAUAAGCCAAUACUGCAACUUGGUGUCCUUUGUCCUCUUCUACCUCAGCGCGGCCAUCAACCCCAUUCUUUACAAUAUCAUGUCCAAGAAAUACCGGGUUGCGGUGUUGAGACUCCUGGGCCUUGAACCCUUCUCCCAGAGGAAACUCUCCACUCUGAAGGAUGAAAGUUCUCGGGCCUGGACGGAAUCUAGUAUUAACACAUGACACAGCA